Molecule: messenger RNA, 1134 nt
Organism: Naegleria lovaniensis
Lineage: Eukaryota; Heterolobosea; Eutetramitea; Acrasida; Naegleriidae
Exons: 1
Coding region: 1-1134 (377 amino acids)
Molecular function (GO): protein-folding chaperone binding
Source: RefSeq, a predicted model, not a curated record
AUGCCUUCUUUUGAGACUGCUUCCGAACUCUAUCAACAGGGUAACGAUUUAUUUGUGGACGAGGAAUAUGAAGCGGCCCUAGCCAAGUAUUCAGCAGCUAUUGAUAUGGAAGAAAAAGUCGAAUAUUUUGAAAAGAGAUCUGCUUGUAAUUAUCAGCUCGGAAGACACAAAGCUUCAGUUGCAGAUGCCGAAAAAGCCAUUGCUUUGUCUUCCAAUACUUCAUUUAACGGAUUCUUGAGGAAGGGUAUGGCCUGCUUUGAGAUGGAGCAAUUCGAUAAAGCUUUAGAAGCUUUUGAAAAGGCCACCUCCCUCAAACCUGAGGAUUCAAAGGUCAAAACAUGGCUCCGAAAAGCCAAAGCCGAAGUGGAAAGUGCAAAGACCUCAAAUACAGUAUCAUCAACAACAACAGCUACUGGUACAACAUCAUCUGCUUCCUCUCCAUCCAACACUCUUGCAGUGACUCCUCACAAGAAUAAGAUUAAAUGGAAUUUUUUCCAAAUGGGAGAGUAUGCAGUUGUAAGCGUAUUGGGAUUACAGCCUGUCAGCAAAGAAAAUAGACAUAUCGAAAUUCAACCAAGCAAAUUGAUUCUCUCUUUUAACUUACCUCCUCAAGAAGGAGUACCAUCUACUCUAAAUGAAGAAGAUUUAACAAAAUGGGAGAGAACAUUUUCACUUUUUGAUGAUGUUAUUCCUUCAGAAUCAUCUAUGAUUCAUUUACCAUCCAAGGUAGAAAUUAAAUUGAAGAAAACACAUGCAUCUAUUGAUUGGCCAUCAUUGGAGCCAGUUGAAAACGCAAACAAAUUCGACCCUCAAUUCCAGUCGUCCAGCGUCUUUGUGUCACAAGUAGAUCCAAAGAAAUAUCCAACUUCAAAGAAAACAGAUUUUGACACUCUGGAUAAAAUUGGUAAAAAAGAAGAGGAAGAGGAAAAGCCUGAAGGUGAUGCUGCUUUACAAAAACUUUUCCAACAAAUAUAUUCUCAGGGAGACGAAGAAACCAGAAGAGCCAUGAUGAAGAGCUUCCAAGAGAGUGGAGGUACUGUUUUAUCCACCAAUUGGAAGGAAGUGGGAUCAAAGAAGGUUAAAGGAGAAGCACCACAAGGCAUGGAAAUGAAGUAUUGGAAUGAAGAAAAAUAA